This is a messenger RNA of Xiphophorus couchianus (Monterrey platyfish), 5398 nucleotides long. RefSeq lists its product as uncharacterized. The record is from RefSeq and is a predicted model, not a curated record. The transcript is spliced from 4 exons. Bases 3402 to 4586 code for a protein of 394 amino acids. NCBI's taxonomy places the organism in Eukaryota, Metazoa, Chordata, Actinopteri, Cyprinodontiformes, Poeciliidae.
UGUCGUCGGGUCCGGGAGUCGAACCCGCGACGGCCGCGUCGAGGACUGAAGGCCUCCAAAUACGGGUCGGGCUAACCGCUACGCCACCAUGGCACGCCCCGUGUGUAAAUUAAUGUCCGUCCCACAUCAGCAGCUUCGGCAGCCGCUGUUUUGGUAGAAACUGCUGACGCUGCACAUUUUCUGAACAGACAAAACUUUCCUGUCCUCAUUUUCUGUAAAUUAGGAACAUAGCAUCAUUUUUCUUCAUGCUUUAUUCAGAAUAUAAAGAGUUGUGGAAAAAAUAGUGAUUGCAGACGCUGUGGUUUUAUUUGAACACCACUGUGUGCUGCUGUUAGCAUGCUAAGGCGGCUAAAGACAGUUAGCCUGGUUACUGUGCAUAAAAAACAGAAAAAAUAUUUUUAAUCCUCAAAGGAAAUCUGUUUAAAUCUGAUUGGAUUUGAUGGAUCAAUAAAUAUAUGAGCUAACUGUUAGCAUUAGAAUAUCAUCCAUGUUUGGCUACUAGCAUAUUAUUGCUAAUUAGCUUAACGGCUAAAUUGAUCUCUAUUUUCUUCAUAAUAAAUUUUGUUUCCAGCAACUGAGAAAUAUUUGAUGAAGCAAAAUGAAAACUUCAGUUAGUUUUAAUAAUUUUUAAAAAUAUUUUCUAGGUAUGUGGGGAUAAAACCUUUUUUUGUUCUGGAGGUCUGUGGAGAAACGUUAAAGAUUUCAUGAUCCAGUUUUGAGUUCACAGUGUGUUUGUUAGCAAAAAAUGUAAGAAGUGCUUUUCCUUUGAACAGCACCACAUGUUGCUGUUAGCUCAAUAAAAUGGCUGCAGACAGUUAGCCUGUUAGCCUGUUAGCUUGUUAGCCUGGACACAGAGUUUAAAGUGAGGAAAAAUCUACUAUUUUCAAUCUUCAAGUAAAAUCUGAUUAAAUCCAGUUUGAUGUGAUCUCCAAGUUCAAUCUUUUAGAGUAAAUACAUUAGCUAACAAUUAGCCUUACAGCCUCAUCAAUGCUUUGGCUAGUACCAUGUUAUUGUUACUAGCUUAGCGGCUAAGUUAAUCUGGCUAACUAAAUGCAACAUUUCCAGGAACAGAGAAAGAUUUGAUAAAACAAAAUAAAAACUUUAGUUUGUUCCAGUAAUUUUAUAAACGUUGCAACAAUAAAACAUUUUCUUUGCUCAGGUCUGAGAGUGAAAGUAAAGUUAGAAACCAGUUUUGGUCUGAUGAGUCUUAAACGUCACAUUGUGUGUAAAGGAAUUGGAAAAGUUUUGUGUGUUUUCUUAUCAAGCGUCGCUGCAGGAGUCAGAGAAAUAUGAGGCAUGAAGAAGUUCAGUAAAUGUUCUGUAGAACAUCUUGGUGCUGGUUCUGUAGAACAUCUCUGGGCUGAAGAGGCUGAGCUGAUGCUUCAGAAGCGGCGCGGCGGCGUCUGGCUCUGUUAUGGUUUCAUUUCCUCCCGCCGCCUGAACUUGCUCCUCAUUCCUCCUCAGCGUCUUCAUCUCCUCUGAUCCGCCUCAACCAGCUGCAGCUCACAGAAACUAUUUCUAUAAAACCUGUUUCUGCCGUUAACAUCGUGACUCUUUAAUGUGCAGGAAGAGACUCAGCGCUACUGAAGAACCAAACGCUUUAACUUCAUCUGAAACAGAUUGUAAACUUUAUUCAUUGGUUCAUUUUUUAACAAAGUUAAUAAAGAUUAACAGAAAAAAGAGUCACCUGCAUGUCGUCUAACAGUUUCUAGCUGAAAUUCAGUCCAGAUGUUACAACAUUACGGCCAGAGUAGGAGAAUAUUUCUGUAAAUAGCGAGAAGAAAUGUAGAAUAUUAGGAUAAAUAUUCAGUGAAUGUUCACCGACUGAGAGGCUUCAACAUCAUUCUGCUGUUAAAUGUUUCCUCUCCAAGCCCUGCAGAUAGAGCCAGUUCUGAUCCGGUUCUGAUCCGAUUCUGGUCCGGUUCUGGUCCGGUUCUGGUUCUGAUCUGUUUCUGGUCCGGUUCUGGUCCGGUUGUGAAAGUGAAGAGGAGUAAAAAUCCUCAACAUCUCAGGCGACUGAAACAUUUUGGAAAAAUUCAGGAUUUAAUUGAUAAAUAAAAUUCAAUGAAAUCUUUUUUCCACCAACGUAUCCUUCCACCAAUCAGGUUCCUCAGCAGCUGCUCCUUCUACAGAUUUACUCAUAUUUACAGGUCGCACUACUUUAACAAGACUUAUUUCUUUAUUCCUGCUCUGUCUUCUGGAACCGGAGAACGCCCUCGGUUCUGGAUUAAACCAUCAGCUCAAAGGAAAACCUCGGAAAAAACCUGGAAAACUACAGAUUUUAAAUAUUUACAGGAAUAAUUCCCAGAGUCUGAAAUGAAAUCUUCUGAUCAGUGGAAGAAUACGUUCGUCAAAACGACUGAGAAAAUAGAUCCUAAACAGAAACAGAGUAAGAAUGAUAAAAAUAAGAUUUAUUUGAGAUUCAUUUGGUUUUAGAUUUUUAAGAAAAAUCUGUAUUAAUGUGUAGGGUCUAUUUUGUUAUCCAGAAAACAUCAGUGUUUCUCUGCGUAUCCUUCCACUGAGCAGGACUAGUUUUCUAUGAGUUGGACGUCCUGCAGCUGCUUGUGUGAGGAUUUCUGUAGAAAACAUGGAGAAACGUUUCACUGCUUGACUUUUACGUCACAUAUUUAUUUAAUUUUCUCUGCUUCCUGAGCCGAAGGACGCCUCGCCGCCGCCGCCGCCGCCAGCUUCAUCUCCACACAGACAAACGGCUCGUCUUCACUCUGCUGGAUCGUCAGAUCCAGUUUCUCUCUGUUGUUUGUGGAUCAUAAAUCAGGACCAGAACCGGGACCGGUUCCUUCCCGCUCCAGAAUAAUUGCGUUCAAUGUAAACAUCUCUCUCUCUCUGCGCGUGUCGGGGCGAUCGGGCCUGACGAGGUGAUAAUGUGAAAACAAAGCGUGUUAAAUCCAGCGGCGACCCCGUGACCCCGCUCUGCCGCCUCACAGCUCUUUUGCUGCUCUGGUUUCGCUGCUGGUGAUUUACAGUAACCUGUUAUGAAGCAGCCUGACAUGUUGAGGCUCCGGCUGUGAGCAGUUUCAUCGAGCGGUUUCAUCGAGCGGUUUCAUCGAACGGUUUCAUCGAACGGUUUCAUCGAGAGGUUUCAUCGAGAGGUUUCAUCGAGAGGUUUCAUCGAACGGUUUCAUCGAACGGUUUCAUCGAGCGGUUUCAUCGAGCGGUUUCAUCGAGCGGUUGGUUUCAUCGAACGGUUUCAUCGAACGGUUUCAUCGAGCGGUUUCAUCGAGCGGUUUCAUCGAGAGGUUUCAUCGAGAGGUUUCAUCGAGAGGUUUCAUCGAGCGGUUUCAUCGAGCGGUUUCAUCGAACGGUUUCAUCGAGAGGUUUUAUCGAACGGUUUCAUCGAAUGGUUUCAUCGAGCGGUUUCAUCGAGCGGUUGGUUUCAUCGAAUGGUUUCAUCGAGCGGUUUCAUCGAGCGGUUGGUUUCAUCGAACGGUUUCAUCGAGCGGUUUCAUCGAGCGGUUUCAUCGAGAGGUUUCAUCGAGAGGUUUCAUCGAGCGGUUUCAUCGAGCGGUUUCAUCGAGCGGUUUCAUCGAGCGGUUGGUUUCAUCGAGCGGUUUCAUCGAACGGUUUCAUCGAGCGGUUUCAUCGAACGGUUUCAUCGAGAGGUUUCAUCGAACGGUUUCAUCGAACGGUUUCAUCGAGCGGUUUCAUCGAACGGUUUCAUCGAGAGGUUUCAUCGAGCGGUUUCAUCGAACGGUUUCAUCGAACGGUUUCAUCGAGCGGUUUCAUCGAGCGGUUUCAUCGAGCGGUUUCAUCGAACGGUUUCAUCGAGAGGUUUUAUCGAACGGUUUCAUCGAAUGGUUUCAUCGAGCGGUUUCAUGGAGCGGUUGGUUUCAUCGAAUGGUUUCAUCGAGCGGUUUCAUCGAGCGGUUGGUUUCAUCGAACGGUUUCAUCGAGCGGUUUCAUCGAGCGGUUUCAUCGAGAGGUUUCAUCGAGAGGUUUCAUCGAGCGGUUUCAUCGAGCGGUUUCAUCGAACGGUUUCAUCGAGAGGUUUCAUCGAACGGUUUCAUCGAGCGGUUUCAUCGAACGGUUUCAUCGAGCGGUUUCAUCGAGCGGUUUCAUCGAGAGGUUUCAUCGAGAGGUUUCAUCGAGCGGUUUCAUCGAGCGGUUUCAUCGAGCGGUUUCAUCGAGCGGUUUCAUCGAACGGUUUCAUCGAACGGUUUCAUCGAGCGGUUUCAUCGAACGGUUUCAUCGAGAGGUUUCAUCGAACGGUUUCAUCGAGAGGUUUCAUCGAGAGGUUUCAUCGAGAGGUUUCAUCGAGAGGUUUCAUCGAACGGUUUCAUCGAGAGGUUUCAUCGAGCGGUUUCAUCGAGCGGUUUCAUCGAGAGGUUUCAUCGAACGGUUUCAUCGAACGGUUUCAUCGAGCGGUUUCAUCGAACGGUUUCAUCGAGAGGUUUCAUCGAACGGUUUCAUCGAGAGGUUUCAUCGAGAGGUUUCAUCGAGAGGUUUCAUCGAACGGUUUCAUCGAGCGGUUGGUUUCAUCGAGCGGUUGGUUUCAUCGAACCCAGGAUUCUCCUGCGGCGGACCGGAGCGACGCCGUCAGGGAACCAGCCUGCUGCUGUACGAAGUGAACCUGCAGGAGAGAGGUUCUAACAAUGCAGUGGGAGUUGCCAUAGUAACCACGGUUGCCAUGGCAACUCCCACCCUGUCCCAUGGAGCAGCAGCUAGCUGGAGACCAGAUCACCUUAAAUGCAGUUUUUCUACUUUUUUGCUUUUUUCUCUGUCUAAAAGUGAAAGUAACUAUAUGAAUUUUUUUCCUGUUAAUUUUAUCUUUUUGUUGCAUCUUUUAAUCUCAAAGAUCAAAAAAACAAAAUAAAUAAAUAACAUUGUAGAAACACAAGCCUAGAUCCAACCUGAACAAACCUGACCAUGAUUUUCUUUUUUUUUUCUUCACUAAAAUAGAUUUUAAAGAAAAACAAAAAAUAAAAAUAUCUCAGGGAAUUUAUAAAUGAAUACAAUUUCUUGCUAACGUCACCAACCAGUUUUAAACCAGUCAGUAACUUCAGUCCUUCUGAAGAGCUGAGAUACCAGAAAAUCAGUUUUACGUUUUGAAAUCAGAUCUUUGACUAACCGGAAAAUUCAGGAAAUGCAGGGCGGGAAUCGUCAUAGUAACCACGGUUGCUAUGGCGAUUGUCCCACGGUUAGAAUAAUCCACACUUCAAACCGUCACUAGGAGAGUUUAGAGUUUAUUUGAUAUGAAUCGUUUCUGUCUCCAUUAGAUAAUUAUUGAUUUAAUGUGUUUUUCAUGAAAAUUGUUUUUAUAAUUUCGAGAAGUGAAAUGAUUGUUAAACUGAGAACCAAUCAGAGCUGAGGUCUGACGGCGGUGAAGGAGAAUCAAGAUGGAGAACAAUGUCAGGGUGAAGACGAUGAUGAAGAUAAAAAC